AUGUGGCUCUUUGCUCUCCCUGCGCCGUUCCUGUAUUCGUAUAGUGGUUUUGCCGGUGCCAUGUGCACCUAUUUGAUCAUCUCUGAUGGUGUCGGGCUCAUCGAUAAAGAUUGGGACUACAAGACACAUACGCAACGAGUUGAUGCGUACCCGAUCGCUGAGGAAUCGGCACCUACCGUUGAUAUCUUCCAGCCUUGCUUCUCAGAGACCCUCGAGAUCUUGGAGAAUACGUAUAAACACAUCAUCAACCUCGACUGGCCUGAAUCCAAGAUCAAGGUUUGUGUGAUGGAUGACAGCGCGCAAGAUGCUGUUCGCGGGUUGGCAACGAAAUAUGGCUUCAUUUACUAG
This is a messenger RNA of Fusarium verticillioides 7600, 348 nucleotides long. RefSeq lists its product as hypothetical. The record is from RefSeq and is a predicted model, not a curated record. The transcript has a single exon. Bases 1 to 348 code for a protein of 115 amino acids. NCBI's taxonomy places the organism in Eukaryota, Fungi, Ascomycota, Sordariomycetes, Hypocreales, Nectriaceae.